AGAAAAUAUUUAUUAGCUGCUUGUAAUUUUCAAUUUCAUUUCAUUAUUUUAAAAUGAAGCUACUUUCUAUCCUCGCAUUUGUCGCUAUCGCUGCCUCUGCUGCCAUGGCUUUAACACCCGACGAUAAGUACAUGCUCGAAACCUUUGAACAAAACUGCAAUAUUAAUGAAACAAAUAUCAACCAAUUAAAAAACAUGCUAAUCCGUUUUUCUAAGGAAACUCACAACAACAGAAUCACAACGUUUUUUGAUAAGAAGGAUUACAAGUUGGCUGGCGAGGGCCUUCAAGCCUGGAUCAACACCGCUAGUAAGGACUCUAUCGUGAAGGAACGCGGGAGAUACGAGGUCGGCUUUGUCAACCUCAGACGCGCAGUCAAUAUAUUUGCAUCUCAGGCAAAUAAGGGUAUGAUAUAAUACUAGAAUUGGGCGCAUUUAUAAAAUUUGUCCAAGACUCCACCAAUCAGACUGUACGCAGAAUCUUGGUGGUUUAUUUUUUUGCUUUUGCUUUUAAUUUUACUAUCAUUCUAG
Kickxella alabastrina is the source of this 527-nucleotide messenger RNA. RefSeq lists its product as uncharacterized. Bases 54 to 413 code for a protein of 119 amino acids. NCBI's taxonomy places the organism in Eukaryota, Fungi, Kickxellomycota, Kickxellomycetes, Kickxellales, Kickxellaceae. The record is from RefSeq and is a predicted model, not a curated record. The transcript has a single exon.